AUGAAAUUUCUCAUUUCACUCGGCCUCUUCGCUGUCACAGCAGCCCAUCUCUCUUACUAUUUUAUGGAAAUGUUCCAUCCACCAUUCAUUAACGAUGCGAGCUGGGACGCUCAACACGAGUACUACGAUAUCCUCUUCAACAAAACGUUGACAAUAACUGAGCAGAAGAAGGAACUCAGGGCCUGGGCAGAGGAAAACCAUCUUACGAAGGAAGUCACGAGUUUCUUCAGUCAAAUCGGCGAAGGCGUGGAAAAAAUGAAUAAGAAUGUGACCAAAUUGAUUCACGCUUUACCAGUAGCCUUCAGAAAUCUCACUAAAAUACUGAAGAACGAGCAUCAGACGAUGUCUCAGAUGUCGGAGGCCAUGGAAAAACUAAAGGCGGAGCACCCAUCGGUCUUCCGUGUGUUGGAUACCGCUAUGAAAGAAGUCAUGGGUGAAAAUGAACCAAGCGGAUCCGAUGCAAAAUCGCAAGAACUACGAUACCCGAUCCCUAGAAUCCCUAGAAGACAAGUCUCUCACAGAGUUAGACGGCAAAUGGGACUUGAAAAUUCCAGGAGCAUUUGGGGUUUCAAAUGA
Molecule: messenger RNA, 576 nt
Organism: Haemonchus placei
Lineage: Eukaryota; Metazoa; Nematoda; Chromadorea; Rhabditida; Trichostrongylidae
Source: the annotation of a GenBank genome assembly